AUGUUCUUUAAAGAGCUACAUAGCACAGACGGAGCAACUUGUAAGUUUCAAGGACCAGUCGAUAUUCCCAGUUUCUACGAGAAGGGCGAUGUUGUCCUGGGAGGGCUAUUUCCUUUGCACUACAGACCAGCGCCUUACCUUCCUUCAUUUCAGACCGAGCCCCAAUCAGUCAGCUACGUAUAUUUCAGUCCUCGGGCACUUCGAUGGAUGCAAACCAUGAUUUUCGCCGUUGAAGAAAUUAACAAACGCCAAGACCUUCUGCCUGACAUAAAGCUGGGGUAUCACAUCAUGGACAGCUGUAACGACAUACAGCCUUCUUUGAGAAGUUCCCUAGUCCUUGUGAACGGCCAGCCGGCCGAUGCGGGUAACCACACCUGUGCCGGGGUCGGGAGAGCGGUCUCGCCAGUGAUCGUUGGAGAUGCGGCUUCUGGGGUGUCGAUGGCUGUGUUGAGAACUCUGGGGUCCUUCCACAUCCCACUGGUGAGCUACUUCGCGUCUUGCAGUUGUCUAAGUAACAAGCGCGAGUUUCCAGCUUUUAUGAGAACCAUGCCCAGCGACGCCUACCAGAUAAAGGCGAUAGCUCAGCUUGUCAGUUAUUUCAACUGGACCUGGGUCGGAGUCCUUGGAGUCGAUAAUGACUAUGCGCACUUUGCAAUUCAACACUUCCUGGAAGAAUCCAGCAGGCUAGAUGUGUGUGCUGCGUAUGUUCAUUUCUACCCGCUUUCUCCAAAUAAAAAAGAUGUAAUCAAAGUGAUAAACAUUAUUAAAAGUUCCUCUGCAAAGGUUGUUCUCAAUUUUUCAGGGGAAUCUGUUUUACAGUCGAUAUUAAGUGAGUGCAGACGUCAGAAUGUCACCGAUAUACAGUGGAUUGCAAGUGAAGCUUGGGCGACUGCAAAAUCUCUGUGGAAAGAAUUCCAUGACCUUUUAAAGGGAACUGUUGGGUUUGCGAUUCGCAGAGCUGAAAUUAAAGAUCUUGGUGAUUUUCUGGGCAGAAUUAAUCCAUCUCACGCACGCAAAUUCGCCUUCAUUGCGGAAUUCUGGGAAGAAACGUUUGAAUGUAAAUUGAACCAUUCCUUGAACACCCAUACGCACGGCGAUGCGUUUCCGAGGAAGCCCUGUACGGGGCGGGAGAGCCUGGAGAGGGUGUACUCUGAGUACUCAGAUGUGUCUCAGCUCAGGGUUUCCUACAAUGUGUACAAAGCCGUGUAUCUGAUAGCGCACGCCCUGCACACGCUGAGCAGGUGCGAGAAUGGAAGCGGUCCUUUCCCAAAUCAGAGAUGUGUGGACGUGAGACAAGUACUUCCGUGGCAGUAUUUCCUGAUGUCCUUUCUUUACAGGAUACAGAAGGGAAUGUCACCUACUGUCCCUCGGUCUGUGUGCAGUGACAGUUGUUCUCCAGGUUCAAGAAAGGCCACUCGCAGGGGACAGCCUGUCUGCUGCUUCGACUGUGUCCCAUGUGCUGAUGGGGAGAUCAGCAGUCAGACAGACUCCCUCGAUUGUACGAAAUGCCCACUGGAGACAUGGUCAAACAAAGCAAGAGACCAGUGCAUCCCAAAAGAGGUGGAGUUCUUGUCCUAUUCUGAGUCAAUGGGAAUGGUACUGACAGUGGUGUCGACACUUGGAGCCUGUGUCACCAUAGCUGUUUCUGGGGUGUUCAUCUUCUUUAGAAACACCCCCAUCGUCCGCGCAAAUAACAUGGAGUUGAGCUUUUUGCUGCUGCUAUUCCUCAUUCUGUGUUUCCUUAUUGCACUUACAUUCAUAGGAGAGCCAACAGACUGGUCUUGCAUGGUCCGCUACACAGCGUUUGGCAUAGGUUUUGCUCUGUGCAUUUCCUGCAUUCUUGCAAAGACAGUGGUUGUGCUUGUUGCUUUCAGAGCCACUCUCCCUGGCAGCAAUGUCAUGAAGUGGUUCGGUCCCACACAGCAAAGAGCCAGUGUGUUUGUCUGUACCUCAGUCCAAAUUCUGAUCUGUAUAGUGUGGCUGAUAACCAGCCCUCCACAUGCUGCACAUAACACUGUGUAUCGAAGUGCAAAGAUCAUCUUGGAAUGUGCUGUUGGGUCAGUGCUGGGAUUCUGGGGUGUUCUGGGUUAUAUUGGACUGUUAGCUUGUCUGUGUUUUUUUAUAGCCUUUUUAGCCAGGAAAUUGCCAGACAACUUUAAUGAAGCAAAGUUUAUAACUUUCAGCAUGCUGAUAUUUUUUGCAGUGUGGAUAACCUUCGUCCCAGCCUAUGUUAGCACUCCAGGAAAGUAUACUGUAGCUGUGCAGGUCUUUGCUAUUCUGGCAUCAGCGUUUGGUCUCCUGUCCUGUAUCUUUGCCCCAAAGUGUUACAUUAUUUUAUUAAGACCUGAGAAAAAUUCCAAGAAAUAUUUAAUGGACAAAAGUAAUAAGAAGCACCAAAGAAAGAGAACCAAUUUUAUUAAUACCUGAGAAAAAUACCAAAAAGUAUUUGAUGGGCAAGGGUGAUAAGACUCAUUAAAGAAAGAGAUCCAGUUUUGAAUCUUUAUCAAAAUCGCAUUAAAAUAUUGUGUGCUUCUAAGUAUAAUUAAAAAAAAACAUUAUUCUUUCUUGGUAUAUAUUUUCUUUCUUUAAAAACAUUCUUUAAAGAAUCAAGAAACAGAUUAUUAAUAGUAUGAAACUUGAUUGGUUAUGAAUUUUACUAUUUAUAUCUCCAAGAAUAAAAUAAAAUACUUACAGUUGCUUUGUCAAUUCAUUGUCUGAUAAACAUAAAAGAUGCCAUCCAUUCUUACCAUUUUGAUAAUUAUGUUGCUAUUUGUUUUCUUUCAACAUACUUCUAUACUGAUAUUCUGUAUUAUAUUUUUGACAAGAAAAAGCAAAAAGGAAAACUAGAAGUAAUAAAACAUGUUAAAAUUGAAACAGAUAUUGCACGGAUUAUGCUUAGAUGCUCACAUGCUCUCUACGUUUUAUUACCAUAUGCCUUUAUCAUUUUCUGUCUUGUUGUAAUAUGUAUUAUGCAAUAAAACUUAGAAAAUA
Molecule: messenger RNA, 2991 nt
Organism: Lepisosteus oculatus (spotted gar)
Lineage: Eukaryota; Metazoa; Chordata; Actinopteri; Semionotiformes; Lepisosteidae
Source: RefSeq, a predicted model, not a curated record